Messenger RNA from Penicillium nucicola, 780 nucleotides. RefSeq names its product short chain dehydrogenase/ reductase. NCBI's taxonomy places the organism in Eukaryota, Fungi, Ascomycota, Eurotiomycetes, Eurotiales, Aspergillaceae. The transcript has a single exon. The record is from RefSeq and is a predicted model, not a curated record. Bases 1 to 780 code for a protein of 259 amino acids.
AUGGUCCGUGUUCUGAUAACAGGGUCUACAGAUGGCUUUGGACUUGAGACUGCCCGUCAACUAGUUCAACGCAACCACACCGUCUACCUGCACGCGCGGAACCACCAGCGCGCAGCGGAUGCCAAGGCACAAUGUCCCGGAGCUGCCGGCGUCCUAGUCGCAGACCUGACAAGCCUUGCAGAGGCGCGCAGGUUGGCCGAGGAAGCAAACGCAAUUGGGACUUUCGACUCCAUCAUCCUCAACGCCGGACUGCUCUACGGGCCAUUCCGCAGGACGCCGGAUACCGGCGUGCCAGCUAUGGUUUUCGUCAACGUUCUUGCGCCGUAUAUUCUCUCCUGUCUCCUGACUCCCCCUAAGCGUCUUACGUUCAUUGCGUCCGUCCUGCACAGAGAAGCCAACACGGACGUCAAGGAUAUCUUCUGGCUCGAGCGGGGCGAAGCGGAGUUCAAGGAUUUCCCGGCAUACUGUGAUUCAAAGCUCCAUGUCAUGCUCCUAGCUAAUGCGGUGGCGAGGCGGUUCCACAAAACCUCUGUCACGGCAGUGCAUCCUGGAUGGGUUCCGACCAAGAUUGGAACGUCUAGUGCGACCGACAAGCUGGAGGAUGGGGUUGAGACCUAUGUCAUGCUGGCUGAGGGUGAUUACGAUCAAAGCCAAACGGGCGUUUAUUUUGACCCGAAGCGGGAGGUUGGGGUGCCUCUUGCUUUGACGGCGGAUGAGCAUCUGCAAGAAGUUGUCGUCCAAGCUUGCGAGAAUGUCACUGGUAUCAAGUUAGUAGCAUGA